Messenger RNA from Verticillium nonalfalfae, 2277 nucleotides. It is a transcript of the gene HSPA12A, whose product is annotated as Heat shock 70 kDa protein 12A. NCBI's taxonomy places the organism in Eukaryota, Fungi, Ascomycota, Sordariomycetes, Glomerellales, Plectosphaerellaceae. Bases 1 to 2277 code for a protein of 758 amino acids. The transcript has 4 exons. The record is from RefSeq and is a predicted model, not a curated record. Gene Ontology annotation, molecular function: ATP-dependent protein folding chaperone; ATP binding.
AUGAGCUCUAUGAAUUCCCGCCUCAAGAGCUUUGGCUUCGGAAAACGCAAAUCAACUGCCAGCAUCAAUCCCGACCCCAACCAGCCGUCCAGCCAAACCCCGCCUCCUGGUGGUCCCGGAGGCGCCCCUCAAAUACCGCAGCAGCUGCCACUCCGCCCUGGCUCGAUCGCUUCUGCCUCUUCCGCCUCCCUCUCUCCCAUGAAUCAUCCCGGCGCUCCCAAUCGCCCUCCCAGCUACUCUGCCAACAACUACCCGCCCGGCGUCGCCCCUCCAGUCGGACGCACCAGUCCUUUGAACCAAGCUCAGACGCGCACCCCGCCCACCCAAAUGGUUGGCGGUCCUCCUCCCAUCAACACCGGCGCUCCCGCCGGUUACCCGCCCCAGCUGCCUCCCGUCGGCGGCCAGGGACCUCCCAUGGGUGGUCCUCCCGGCUAUGGCGGCGGCGGCGGUUAUGGGCCUCCCCCGCCUCAGCAGCAACAACAGCAACAGGGACCUCCUCUCGGACAACAAUACCCCCCGCGCCCCGUCCAAGGACCAGGCGCCAGCGAAGUCGAGGGUAGCAGCCGAAACAAGGCACAGCUGAUCGUCGGUAUUGAUUUUGGAACAACUUUCUCCGGCGUCGCCUUCGCCUUUGCCACGAACAACGAGGCGAAGGAAGAUAUCAUCACUGAGUGGCCGGGCGCAGGAUCGUACACCAAGCAGAAGAUCCCCACCGUUCUCUACUAUGACCAGUACCAGAAGGUCGUGGGCUGGGGCCCUGACAUCGCCGAUGCGCUGGCGCCAACGGGGUACCCGAAGCCAGGUGUGCAAAAGGUUGAGUGGUUCAAGCUGCAGCUUAUGCUGUCCGGCAAUACGUACAUCGACCCGAUCAACCUUCCGCCCCUGCCGCCUGGCAAGUCCGAGAUUGAUGUGGCAGCCGACUACUUAUUUAAACUUCGUCAGGCGAUGCGAUCUGCGCUACAAAAGACCCUCGGCGAGGUCUUCAACCGCGAAGAGCGCAACAUUCGCUACUAUCUGACUGUGCCAGCCAUCUGGAACGAUGCUGGAAAGGCCGCGACGCGCGCUGCCGCCAUUCAGGCCGGUUUUCUGAGGGAUGAGAACGACAACAGGUUGACAUUAGUGUCUGAGCCCGAAGCUGCCGCCAUCUUCUGUUCCAAGACUGGUCUUCUGAACCUCAAGGUUCACGAUGCCGUCUUGAUCGUCGAUUGCGGUGGUGGCACCGUCGAUUUGAUCGCGUACGAAGUCGAGGAUGAGAACCCCUUCACCGUUGCCGAGUGUACAGCAGGCUCCGGUGACUCGUGCGGUUCGACGGCGCUGAACCGCAACUUCAGCAACAUCUUGCGCACCAAGAUCCGUAAGAUGAAGUUGCCCGACGGCUCCAAGACAGCAGGCCGUGUCUAUGCCAAAUGCAUCAUGGACUUCGAGAACAGAAUCAAGGCCGACUUCCGCAACAACGGUCAGAAGUGGGCUGUCGAUGUUGGUAUCGAGGCUGAAUUCCCCGAGGCCGGUAUUGAAGAGGGGUACAUGACCUUCACCAACGAAGAGAUUCUUCAGUGUUUCGAGCCUGUCGUCAACCGCAUCCUGGAGCUCGUCAGGAAUCAAAUUAUUGCUAUCCAGGCCCAGAACCGGACACUGCAAAACAUUCUGGUUGUCGGUGGCUUUGGUGCUUCGGAAUACCUUUUCCAACAGAUUCGCCUCCACGUGCCCCCGCAAUUCCAGUCCAAGGUCGUACGACCAAUGGACUCUGUCGCUGCCAUUGUCAAGGGCGCUGUCACGGCUGGCAUCACAGAGCGUGUUGUCACCCACCGUGUAGCGCGUCGCCACUAUCUCAUGGCAACACUGCAGCCCUUCAAGGAGGGUUACCACCCCGAGGCGUACCGCGUUCCCUCCCUCGACGGCAAAGACCGAUGCAAAUUCACGCGCCAGAUUUUUGUGCAAAAGGGACAAAAGGUCAAGAUUGGUGAGCCGGUCAAGGUCUCUUUCUUCCGCCAGGUUGCACCAGGCGCCACACUCAUGUACGAGGAUAUCCUAUACGCCUGUGAUGAUGAUGUUUGUCCCGAAUACACCAAGGAUCCCCGUAUCAAGGAAGUUGUCACGCUCACCUCUGAUUUGUCGAGAAAGAACCUCGAGAAGGAUUUCGAGAGGAUGGACACGCCGCAGGGCACCUUCUAUCGCGUCUAUUUCGAUAUUUACCUCACUCUCGACGGAUCAGAGUUCAGUGCUGAGUUGGUGUGCCAAGGUGAAGUCAUGGGACGAUGCCGCGCACGCUUCCGAUAA